This is a messenger RNA of Sinocyclocheilus grahami, 679 nucleotides long. RefSeq lists its product as uncharacterized. The annotation marks the transcript as partial. The transcript is spliced from 4 exons. NCBI's taxonomy places the organism in Eukaryota, Metazoa, Chordata, Actinopteri, Cypriniformes, Cyprinidae. The record is from RefSeq and is a predicted model, not a curated record. Gene Ontology annotation, biological process: response to bacterium.
AUUCCUCUGUGGGUUUUAGGCUUGCUUACAGCUGUUAAAUCAUCUCAGAUAGUCAAUUUGUCAGCUCAACCAGGAGAAAAUGUCACUAUUUGGUGUCAACACACCUCAGAAACCGGAAUCAACAUACACUGGUUCAAGCAAACAAACAGUUCUGUACCUAUUGCCAUUGUAUACAUGAUGAUAAGCUACCAGCUUAAGGAAAUACACAAAAUGUAUUUAAAUGGUUUUCAACAAGAUCGUCUGCUGAUGACUCUGAACAGUAAAAACAGCUCCCUGAGAAUUUUAAAUGUGGAUGUUUCUGAUUGUGGUCUGUACUUCUGUGGUUGGGAAAGCCGGAUUAUUGCAUUUGGUGAUGGAACACACCUAGACAUUAAAGAUCUCAAGAAGAGCUCGAUUUCAACAAGAGACUGUUCUGAAAACCUAUUUUAUAAACUGACCUUUAUUUUUGGUGGUAUUAUUGUUAUACUCAUCAUCAUUCCAUUCAUCAUGCUCAUUAUUAAAAUACAGAACAGAAACAACCAGGGAAAAGGUGCUGAUCGCCAUGUAACACAACAUCAUGAGGAGCCUCAUUCAUCAGUGUAUGCCGCUCUACAGUUCUCAAAACACCAGAAAAAAUCCAGAAGAGCAGCCAGAAAUACAGUGGAUACAGAUGUUGUGUAUUCUGCUACUAGAUAGUCCA